Molecule: messenger RNA, 360 nt
Organism: Aspergillus steynii IBT 23096
Lineage: Eukaryota; Fungi; Ascomycota; Eurotiomycetes; Eurotiales; Aspergillaceae
Exons: 3
Coding region: 1-360 (119 amino acids)
Source: RefSeq, a predicted model, not a curated record
AUGCCUAUGAACUGGAACGACCAGGCUGAUGCGAGAUUGCUCGUGGCAAUCCUCCAGACCAUGACUGGAAAGCUGGACACCGCUGCCAUCGCGAAGCACAUGGGCACUGAGUGCACCGUCAGCGCGAUCCAGCAUCGCAUCCAGCGCAUCAAAGAGAAGGCCGCCAACGCCGGCGAGAACGACUCCCCCGCGGCGGAGCAGACUUCUGCCGCUGCUUCUCCCGCUCCUUCUCCCGAGAAGAGAAAGCGAGGAAGGCCUGCCGGCACCAAGAAGGUCAACAAACCCGUUGCCAAGAAGGCCAAAGCCGAUGGCGAAGACAUGGCUGCGGAGGGAAAUGGCGAGGCCCUUACUGAGGCUUGA